Prunus avium (sweet cherry) is the source of this 1935-nucleotide messenger RNA. Its product is annotated as plant viral-response family protein (DUF716). NCBI's taxonomy places the organism in Eukaryota, Viridiplantae, Streptophyta, Magnoliopsida, Rosales, Rosaceae. The record is from RefSeq and is a predicted model, not a curated record.
ACUUUGGUGUUCAAAUAUUAAGUAAGGCAAAUUUAAAACAUUAAAAAAGAAAGAAAGAGAAUAAUAGAUGCGCAGCGGUGCCUGAAGAACGUGAAUAAAUUAAAAAACAAAACCCACCCAACCUCGAUGAUCUCCCCCUAGCAGCUACAGCACCCACCCAGCCUCCCUCCCGACACCACCGCCGUUACUUCUGUUCUGUACGGUACCCCCCAUCUCCGUCAGCCAGCCCUCUCAUCUUAUGAGUUGGUUCUUUCUGUCUUUUCUUCUUCCAUAAAAAUAAGGCACAUCAUUCGUUCCUUGUUUCUUUCUUUCAUUGCCCACCGUUUGGCCUUUCUGAUCUCUUCUUUCUUUCUGGGCAUCCAUCUCUAAACCUCAAAUCUCCCAUCUCCAGUCGAUUAUCUUCUUCUUCUUCUUCUCUUCGGAACCCAUCUACCCAAGGAGGAAAACAAGAAGACAAGGAAAAUGAAAAACCCCCGUCAGCCUCAGAAUUUGGAUCCGCUGUGAAUUAUCCAGCCUCGAUCGAAAUUUCAACUUUUCCGAGAGAGAGACUCCUCCAAGGGAAGGGAAAAAGAGAGAGAGAGCGAGAGAGAUUGAAAUGGCAGCCCUGGUAUACCAGAUAUUGUCGUCCUCAGCACUGGUGUCACUGGGACUCUACCACAUGGUGGCCACCACCCGCAACCACCUCAAGUCCCCACAGUCGUACUCCGCCAAGCCCUACCACCCCUUCCCUCUUUCGUCCUCUUCGUCUUCGUCUUCCAAUCAUAAUCGCCUCAGGUACUUGCAGCUCUACGCCAUCAUUGCCUUCCUCAUGGUUGCCGUCGCCCACCAGACCUUCACCUCCUUCGACGCUGAUCCACUCCUUAAGGGCCGCACCCCCGUCCACCGGUUCACCUCUCUGCAGUCCGCAGCCUCCCUCUUCCUGUUUCUGCUGCUCACGCUCGCUCUGCUGCUCUCGGAGUGGGCUCCAUCUGUGCUGCCACUGCCCUCCGAUCUGGUCUUUGGCCUGGCUGCCGCCCUCUUCUACCUACAGUGCCUGGUCUCGUGGGGUGCCGCGUCAGUGCAGAUGUCGGAUCUGCAGGCCAAGUGUGACUCAGUGUCGGGUCGGAUCUCGGCGGUGGCGUCAGGGCUGUGCGUGGUGUUGGCAUGCCAGCCAAGGUUGUUUGUGGCGGAUGUGGGAUUGGGGGCGGCCAUGUGCCUGCAGGGGCUGUGGGUGUUGCAGACAGGGCUGUCGCUGUACGUGGAGGCGUUCAUCCCGGAGGGCUGCCACAGGCUGCUGGAUGUGGUGAGCGGGGUUGAGGGUUCCACCAAGUGUGACCUCGACGAGUCCCGCUUCAGGGCUGUGGCCAUUCUGGAUUUGGUGUUCUUGGUCCACGUCAUGUUCGUCUUGCUCAUUGUCAUGGUCACCUAUGCCGUUGUUUCCAAGUCCGUUGGAAUCCGCAGAUUGGGUUCUUACGAGGCCUUGCCCAAUGCUGUUCCCUCCUCUGACCACAACAACCACAUUCAGAUGAAAGCCUUGAGCGGCACCCAGGCUUAGUUGACAACCACACCCCCACAAUCGACAUUGAGGAGGAGAAUCAGAGUGUUGGUGGGUGCUGGCGGUUUUUGUGCUGGAGGUCGUAGUCAUCCUCAUCGUCCUUAACAUAUAAUCUGCAAAGACUCCUGGUGCAGCUAGAGCAUGGGUAUCAACACUACAUUGGUUUUGAAGGUCAUAAAGAAGCUGUGAAUUCCUUGAGUGGCAAGGCAAUGGCUCUGCGAAACUCAGAAUGGUUACAGCAAUAGUUGCUGCUGCAAAUUCGACUGCUUUGGAGAUGUUUUUUUGUAGUUUAGAUUAGUUUGUUAAUGGACCAUCUCGGGUUUCAAUUGUACUCAUAUCAGUUCUAAGCUAACUCUGUCAAGAUAACAUUUCAAUAACAUUUUACGGGUAUUCGACUCAAA